AUGACCACUGCAUUUCAGAAAGAGUAUGCCUUAUUGUGCUUCCAGUCUCCGCCUCGGACUGCCAAUUCCGGCUACGACGCUUGCUCGGGCAUCUGGUUAUCCCAGCAUGUUUUUCCAUCUUCAUCCCGCCCUUCAAGCUCCGCACUGAAACGGCAUGGCUUACUCUCUUUCUCCCUGUGGCAGGUCAUGAUUAUCUCCUUUAUGGGAAAGUCUGCACGGGCGAUCGAGGCAUACUUCGACGGCGAACGCCUCAUCCUGGGCUGCACCAAUCUCUAUAGUACCCGCCACCAGACCGCGACGGCGUUGAAGGAUCUUGGAGGGUUGCACCUCGGGACUCCCAUUGGGAAUACCGCCUAG
Molecule: messenger RNA, 357 nt
Organism: Aspergillus fijiensis CBS 313.89
Lineage: Eukaryota; Fungi; Ascomycota; Eurotiomycetes; Eurotiales; Aspergillaceae
Exons: 2
Coding region: 1-357 (118 amino acids)
Source: RefSeq, a predicted model, not a curated record